AUGCCGAAUCCUUCUGUGGUUGCCAAAGGCGAUAUUCGAGGUUCCUCUCCUUCGUCGUUUCCCCACUCAACCUCGUCAAAAUAUCGUGGCUUCUCAAGCAGCUCCGGAUCAAACGUGCGGACUUCGCCUUGUUUACGCCCCUAUCACGAGUCCAUGUCUUCGAAGAUGCCUCAACCCUCCUCCGCCGUUCACCCGCCCGUUGGGACUCUCAUUGACGGAGACUCCCUAGAACUCGUAGAAGUUCUCGGCGUCGGCGGCUACGGCGUCGUCUACCGUGCAGUCGACGCCCGCUAUCCCACGGGUCCGAAGUCCUACGCCGUGAAGUGCCUGGUCACCUCUGGCCACCAGUCAGCGCGCCAGCGCCAAGUCCACAUCCGUGAAAUCGCCCUGCACCAGCUCGCCUCUGCUCACCCUGGUGUCGUCACUCUCCACCGAGUAGUGGAGCAGUACAACCACACUUAUAUUAUUAUGGAAUACGCCUCCGACCACGACCUAUUUACGCAGAUUCUUCACAACUGUCGAUAUCUCGGUAACGACGCCCUUAUCAAAGACAUCUUCUUGCAGAUGCUCGAUGCAGUGGAAUAUUGCCACUCGCUUGGUAUUUAUCAUCGGGAUCUCAAACCCGAGAACAUCCUUUGUUUCGACGAUGGCCUCCGUGUCGCCAUCACCGACUUUGGUCUGGCUACCACCGACAAAAUUAGCGACGAGUUUCGCACAGGAAGCGUCUAUCAUAUGAGCCCAGAGUGCCAGGGUGGAGCUUUUGCACCUGGAGGCAAAUACUCUCCCAUGUUUAACGACAUCUGGUCCCUUGGCAUCAUCCUUCUCAAUCUCGCGACUGGUCGCAACCCAUGGAAGUCUGCGACUCCCGACGACCCCACUUUCCAAGCCUACCUCCGCGACCCAUAUACCUUCCUUCCCACCGUCCUCCCCAUCUCCGCCGAGCUCAACGAAAUCCUCGUCCAGAUGCUCGAUGUCGACUGGCGCCGGCGUAUGAAGCUCCACGAGAUCCGCUACGCCAUCGAAGAGCUCACUACCUUCUACUCGGACGGUGUUAUCUUCGAAGGAAGCAUGGCUCGAUGCCCAUGGGAAGCCGGUAUGGAUAUCGACAGCGAGUCGUCCGCCAACACCCAGGAGGUGUCCUCCUCCCCUCCCGUCUCCCCUGUUCAGGAACAGCGUCUCACUUCGCAAUGGAGCAAGGACUCCACCUCCGACAUCGUCUUUGCACCCCGCUCCCCCACCGACGACUCUACCUAUGGUGUUCCAUGGCCCGCCGAGUACUCUUCUUGUGGUGCUACCUGGGCUUACGAAUCCCCUGUCUCCUCGUUCUCGAGUGAAGACGAUGAUCACUUUCGGAUGGACACCUUUGACCGACCCGACACCCCGUCUGAAGCGUCAACGCAAUCACCGCCACCUUCGCUCCCUGCUACUCCCAACGACCUUGACGUGACGUUUGCUGCCCAGCAAGACGCCAAGCCUCGUGCUCGCCUCACUCUCGACACCAAUGUCCACAAGCCUCGCAUCGUCCAGGCCAAUACGAGCAUGGAGCCUUCGUUCUCUACCGACAGCGACAUGAUGCAUACCGCGAUCGAGUAUGACCCGUACUCGUCGCUCUUCUUCCUCGCCACUCCACUGUCGUCCAAGCUCAUGGGUCCCGACUCAGCCGUCACGGCUGUUGCAGAGGACAGGGAGAUGACCUCUCCCAGCGCUUGGAGGACGUCGGUCGUCAUGUCGUCUCCCUCCCUCUACUCUUCUUCGGCAGUUCUUCCUCCGACGACAUUGUGUUCUCUCGAUCUGGCACGCCCUCUCCUGAACCUUGGCCUCUGUCAACAACGUAUUCCGCUCAGGCCCUCUCUCUCGCCCUUCGUCGCCCACAAGAAGCUCAGGGUCCCACCAACCUCCGGCCUCUCCAAGCCCAGCUCCCCCAUCCGAGUCUUCUCUCCGCCCUCACCUACAACUCCAACUGUCUACAACGCCGCCUCCGGCAGCAGCAACGACAGCGGAAGCAGCCAAGCCUCCCAACUCCACUAUCGAUUCUCCAAGCUCUUCCCUCGCACGAACGCACCGACGCCUGCACCGGCUGCACCAAGUUCGACAGUCCGUCCUGCUUCACGUGGGCGCGCUUUCCACGCUAAACCUUAUCCAACCUUUGGUCGCCGUAAAGCGGGCGUGGCAAAAGCUGGGAAGGGUGACCGCGACGGGAAGAGGCCGCAGCAACAGCGAUCCGUUGGGAGUGCAGAUGGCGGGGAGCAAGGUUCCUUGGUGGCGUCCGUCGAGUCUUCUUCAACGACGGCCAGUGCCUGCUCGGGCCAUGACAGCGCCGGAACUUGUGGGUCUGCGAGCUCCUCAGUCUCCGGUGGGAGUUGUGGGGUUGUAGUCGAGAACGUGGAGAGGAAGAGAGUGCUUGGGAAGAGGAUUGCGACGAAGCACUGGUUUCCGGGCAGGUUCUUCAACUCGGGGGUGCAUGUUGGCGUCUGA
Molecule: messenger RNA, 2475 nt
Organism: Coprinopsis cinerea okayama7#130
Lineage: Eukaryota; Fungi; Basidiomycota; Agaricomycetes; Agaricales; Psathyrellaceae
Product: other/RAN protein kinase
Exons: 6
Coding region: 1-2475 (824 amino acids)
Biological process (GO): mitotic DNA damage checkpoint signaling; protein phosphorylation
Cellular component (GO): nucleus; cytoplasm
Molecular function (GO): ATP binding; protein serine/threonine kinase activity
Source: RefSeq, a predicted model, not a curated record